CCAACCCACCAGCAUGCCCUGGGCAUUGUCUCUGCGAUGGUCACCAUGGGGCCGGCCUGGUUUGAAGGCCUUGGUCACUGCUGCGGUGUUUGUAACCACCCUCUGGAACCUGAGGUUCUUCCUCAACCCCUCCAAGGGCUCUGGAGAAGAYGCUAAACACAAGGAGCCACUGGUGAUCCUGGUGUGGGAAUGGCCCUCCAAACAGGUCCCCAAUGUCAGUGGGGAUGUGUGCCGUGAGCUGUAUGGCAUCACAGGCUGCCAGCUCACCACAGAGCGCCAGCUCCUGCACCAGGCCAGCGUGGUGGUGUUCCCCCACUCCAGGCUCCAGCCUGGCCGGGACAGACUGCCCAAGGAGAGGCUGCCAGGGCAGAACUGGGUAUGGGUCUCCCUGGAGUCCCCCUCCAACACUAGAGCUCUAGCAGAAUGGAACCAGACCUUCAAUUGGGUGAUGACCUACAGACAGGAUUCGGACAUCUUCAUCCCCUAUGGCAAGCUUGUGCCCAACCAGUCAGCCACUGUGAACAUACCUGCAAAGACCAACUUGGUGUCCUGGGUUAUCAGCAACUACCACAGGACUCAGAAAAGRGCUGAAGUCUACAAAAACCUCUCCAGGUACCUCCAUGUAAAUAUAUAUGGGAAAGCAAACAAUAAGCCCCUCUGCAAAGACUGUCUAUUGGCAACAAUAUCCAAGUCCAAGUUCUACCUGGCCUUUGAGAACUCCAUCCACCGGGACUACAUCACAGAGAAACUCUGGAGGAACUCACUGCUGGCUGGCACUGUGCCUGUGGUGCUAGGGCCACCCAGGUCCAACUAUGAGCAGUUUGUUCCCUCAGACUCCUUCAUCCAUGUCAAUGACUUUGCCUCCCUGGAGGAGCUGGCCACCUUCCUGAAGACAAUGAACUCCAGCCGAUACCAGCAGUUCUUUUCCUGGCAGAGGAGGUUCAGUGUGAAGCUCUACACAGAUUGGAGGGAACGGAUCUGCACCAUCUGCACYGCCUACCCCCACCUGCCCCAUGGCCACCUCUAUCCUGACCUGCAGGGCUGGUUCAGCUCCUAGCGUGUGCCAGGACACUUGGGAUGAAUCCAGGCAGAGGAUAUGGGGGGUGGAAAGUGCAUGGGGCACCCAGCUGCAUGCAGGAUGGUGGGGCAAGGAGGACAGGAACUCUCACUCUCCUCCCAACCCAGCUGUUGCCACUCCGGGACUUUGAGCAACUCCCCAUGACUUCAUUUCUUGUGA
This is a messenger RNA of Malurus melanocephalus (red-backed fairy wren), 1237 nucleotides long. It is a transcript of the gene FUT7, whose product is annotated as fucosyltransferase 7. Gene Ontology annotation, molecular function: alpha-(1->3)-fucosyltransferase activity. The record is from RefSeq and is a predicted model, not a curated record. The transcript has a single exon. NCBI's taxonomy places the organism in Eukaryota, Metazoa, Chordata, Aves, Passeriformes, Maluridae. Gene Ontology annotation, cellular component: membrane. Bases 14 to 1057 code for a protein of 347 amino acids.